GAUAAUCGGUUCAAAAUUAAAUAACAGUCAUCCGAGAAAACGUAACAUUUACUCUUAUAGUAUAUUUUACUAAAUUAUACAGUUACAUAAUUCAAAUUUAUUUAUAGUUUUUUUUCAUUUAUAAUUACUUAAUAAUAUGUUAAGAAAUAUUAAGCCUCAUUAUUUUUCAAUUGACGCUAUUAUGGCAGCUCAAGAAAAAAUACCUUGUAGAUUCACCAAAAAAAUAGACUCUAUUGGUUUUCUAGACUUUAAUGUACCUGAAAAAGAAGAUGAUGAAUCUGAUCAAAAAGUUGAACUUCCAUUGUGGAUGGUAAAAGUAUUUCUAAUCCAAAAAUCAGUUCAAUUUGAUAUGCCCAAAGCUUACAAUGAAAUAUACAGAGGUGUCCUGACGGCAGAUCCAAGUGUAGUUGAUUUACAAAAGUUAUGUAAACAUUUUUAUUUGUUUGGGAAAUUUUUAUCUCAACUAGAACAUAGAGAGUCAUAUGAAGUCCAACAAGUAUUGAUUUAUACUUUUACAAAUCGAUUUAAACAAAUUAUGGAUUGGGCACAAAAUAUUGAAGAUAAUCAACCAUGUUUUAACAAACUUGAUUGUAUAGAACGAAAAAUAUUUGAUGAUGCACGUGUAGCUCAACAACAACUAAAUACAUAUUUGUUAGAAGGAUCUGGACAAAUGGAAAUUGCAUCCAUGAUAUUAAAUUAUAAAAAGCGUAAAAUGCAUGAGAAUCGUCUGGCUGAAUAAAUUAUUUUAAAUAGUAAUUUUACUGUAUCUGAGAUUGUGAUGUAAGUAAUGAAUUGUAUAUUUGAGUUAUUACUAAUAAGAGUAAAUAAACAUGUUCUUUAUUAUAUAAGCUUUGUUACUAUCAAGUGAUUAAUUAAUCCUUGUUUAAUUUAAAAUUUUUCCUAAAUUAUAUAAAUUAAAAAAUGUGAACAUGUGAUUAUUAAUAAAUUUAGUAUUAAAAGUAACCAAAUAAUUGUAAGAAUUAGAAUAAUUUAAAACUAAUAU
Molecule: messenger RNA, 1003 nt
Organism: Daktulosphaira vitifoliae (grape phylloxera)
Lineage: Eukaryota; Metazoa; Arthropoda; Insecta; Hemiptera; Phylloxeridae
Gene: Psf3
Product: DNA replication complex GINS protein PSF3
Exons: 4
Coding region: 137-739 (200 amino acids)
Biological process (GO): mitotic DNA replication initiation
Cellular component (GO): GINS complex
Source: RefSeq, a predicted model, not a curated record